AUGGGACGACGACCGGCCCGUUGCUAUCGGUACUGUAAGAACAAGCCGUACCCGAAGUCGCGCUUCUGCCGAGGUGUGCCCGAUCCGAAGAUCCGCAUCUACGAUCUGGGUCGCAAGCGAGCGCGCGUCGACGAGUUUCCACUAUGCGUCCAUCUAAUCUCCAACGAGUUUGAGCAAAUCUCCUCGGAGGCUCUGGAGGCUGGUCGUAUUUGCUGCAACAAGUACUUGGUGAAAACGUGCGGCAAGGACUCCUUCCACGUGCGCAUCCGUGUCCACCCCUUCCACGUGCUGCGCAUCAACAAGAUGUUGUCGUGUGCCGGUGCCGAUCGACUGCAGACCGGUAUGCGCGGCGCCUUCGGCAAGCCGCUGGGCACCGUCGCCCGCGUGCACAUCGGCCAGAUCAUCCUCUCGGUGCGCGUCAAGGAGCAGCACAAGGAGCACGUGAUUGAGGCGCUCCGUCGUGCGAAGUUCAAGUUCCCCGGUCGCCAGAAGAUCGCCAUCUCGCGCAAGUGGGGCUUCACCAAGUGGGACACCGCCGACUACGAGACGAUGCGCGAGGACGGGCGCCUGCUGCCCAACGGCGUCACCUGCUACUACAAGCCCAACAAGGGCCCCUUCUCCGAGUGGGUGAAGACCCAGGAGACCAUGCACGGUGUCAACUAA
Rhagoletis zephyria (snowberry fruit fly) is the source of this 663-nucleotide messenger RNA. Lineage: Eukaryota; Metazoa; Arthropoda; Insecta; Diptera; Tephritidae. The record is from RefSeq and is a predicted model, not a curated record.